AUAAAAUCUGCUAUCACGAACAAAAAUGGAUCAUUGCUGGCACGAUUUCUUCGCUGUACAGACCCUCACAUGCGGAAUAAUCGGUUAGCUAAUCCUCAGCCUGAGAAUAUUGUCAUGAAUCAUGUACCACCUCCAUGGGAUGAAGCCAUAUCCGCUCACUUAAGGGGCAUCUGGACCCUAAAUAAAGAAGACUAUGAGGAGGCAUAUGCUUGUCAAGCCAUAAUAUUAACAGAUUUAAAGGAUGACAACUGGGUACUUCCCGCAGUAAUUGCCGUUGCUGUUGAUUUACGUCGUUUUUCGCAAGCACUUGAUAUACGGUCUGAGGCAAAGCAUGCAUACGGCGGAAGAAUGGAGAAGACUGCUCAACUUAUUCUUAAGCUAUUUCAAAUAUGUGCCAGUGACAGUCGGACACAACUUGAGGACUCCAAGAAGCUUGGUAUGAUGGGUCUUGCGAAUCAGCUCUUCAAGAUAUAUUUUCAAAUUAAUCGAUUGAACUUAUGCAAGCCAAUGAUCAGAGCACUUGAAAAUAUGGAUAUGAAUGAACACUUUUCUUUGGCGCAGCGCGUCACUUAUUGUUAUUAUGUUGGCCGAAAAGCAAUGUUUGACGGGGAAUUUUCUGCAGCAAACAGAUCUCUUACAUUUGCCUUCGAGCAUUGUUUUCCCUCAAGGCGCAACAACAAACGCCUCAUUUUAAUAUACCUUAUACCUGUUAGAAUGCUGCUGGGUACUCUACCAAAUGCAGCUCUUCUUUAUAAAUACAACUUAAAGGAAUUCUUGGGGAUAGUCGAAGCUGUGAAAUCAGGAAAUCUCAAGAAGUUGAAUGACGAGCUCGAACGUUUUGAGCCCUUCUUCAUUAACUCUGGUGUCUAUCUUAUGCUCGAAAAGCUUAAAAGCAUCACUUAUCGGAAUCUCUUUAAGAGAGUGUAA
Messenger RNA from Protopolystoma xenopodis, 927 nucleotides. Lineage: Eukaryota; Metazoa; Platyhelminthes; Monogenea; Polystomatidea; Polystomatidae. The record is from the annotation of a GenBank genome assembly.